AUGGUCGACUUGAAUAUAGAUAAUUCAACUAUAGCUAUUGUCAAUUCAUCAGCGAGUUCGAUACCCAUCUUUGAUUCAUGGUACUACGAUGGUCAUAAUCAAUUCAUGAAAAUCAAUUUUUUGUCCAAUUUUCAACCAACAAUGAUCUACACAUUUCAUAUUGUUUAUUCGGCUAGUAUUGAUCGUGAUCUUGAAGGUAUCUAUUUAAGUGACUAUGUUGAUGUUAACGGUAUCAGUCGAACAUUUAUAACCUCUCAAAUGGAGCCAACCUAUGCCCGAAGUGCGCUUCCAUGCAUUGAUGAACCUGCUCGUAAGGCUAUAUUCCGUAUCAUUGUUAACCAUGACCCUUCGUAUGUUGUAUGGACGAAUACAGAAUUAGAACGUUUGGAUACAUUGAGUAAUGGCCGAAUUAGUGCUUAUUUUGCUCCCACAUUAAACAUGUCAACAUUUCUGUUGGCUUUGAUUGUAGCACCUAAAAUAGAUUUUGCUUGUCGACCCGAUCGCGUUAUUAGUAGUUCGAAGAAUAUUACUUCGAGAAUAUGUGGACGUAUACCAAUUUUGCCACAAAUGACAUAUGCUGACAAUGUAGCGCUCAAGGCAGUAAAUUUUUUCAAUCAAUAUUUCGAUAUAGAUUAUGCGCUACCUAAAAUUGAUCAUUUUGCCGUACCUGAUUUCGAAGGUGGUGCUAUGGAAAACUAUGGUUUAUUGAUCUACAGGGAGAUUGGUUUGUUUUUCGAUGAGAAAACAGGAUCCACUUCGCAACAACAAUAUGUAACUCUGCUUAUAGCCCAUGAAGUAGCACAUCAAUGGUUUGGUAAUUUGGUGUCACCUGCAUGGUGGGGAGAGCUGUGGCUGAAAGAAGGUUUUGCUAAUUAUAUGGAAUCACUAGCGACUGAUUUUAUUGAACCUUCAUGGAAACAAGACGAACUAUUUGUUAUUGAAAAAGUUUUUUCGUCCAUGAAAGCUGAUUCAUUGCCAACAUCGCGACCGAUUAGUAUUGAAAUAAAUAAUCUAGCUGAUAUAUUUCUCAUGUAUGAUCGAAUAACUUAUGAUAAAGGAUCAUCACUCAUUAGAAUGAUGAAGAUGUUUUUAGGUGCUGAAACUUUUCAACGAGGUAUUAGAAAUUAUCUGAAAGAUUUCAGCUAUAGUUCAGCAACACAACAGGAUCUUUGGCGAUAUUUAAGUGCAGCUAUAAAUAAUACAAUCGAUGUCGAACUUAUUAUGGAUGGAUGGACACAUCAAGCAGGCUAUCCUAUUGUUGAAAUUAAUCGAAUAUAUAAAAAAAUUGAUCAAAAUUUACAACAACAAAGAGUCUCUAGUGAAUUAAUUGUUACUCAACAGCCAUUUAAUCUUUUUCCAUCAACACCAACACCGAAGAUAUGGUGGAUUCCGUUCAAAUAUUUAGAUCGAACAUCACUCGAGCUUUCAAAAGAAAAUCCAAUUGAAUGGCUUAACAGUACAUCGAUACGUUUAUCAAUCACAACUUCCGACUCAGAUUGGAUCAUAGCAAAUCCUGAUUAUUUUGGCCUCUAUCGAGUUAAAUAUGAUCCAAAGAAUUUCAAUCUAAUUUUAGCUCAACUUCAAACAGAACAUACACGUAUUCCAAAUAUUAAUCGAGGUGCUCUUAUUGAUGAUACAUUUGCUAUAUCACGCACAUUUUUAAUUAAUGCAGCCGAUGCCUAUAGAUUAAUUGGUUAUCUUAAAAAUGAAAAUGAUUUCGUUCCAUGGACAGCAGCAUUUUCGGCAAUGAAACAACAAGAAUAUUUAUUGGGUGAUAAUGAAAUUUUUUCUGAAGUACAACGUUAUUUUCUUAAUUUGAUUUUGCCAUUAUACAAUAGUAUAGGUUGGGCAACAAUCAACCAAACAACAGAUUGGCGUCGAGCAUUAAUUCAACCAGAAGUUCUUUCAGCUGCUUGUUCUUAUGGUUAUCGUGAUUGUAUAGAUAUAGCAAGAAGCCUGUUUCGUCGAUGGUAUUUAAAUCCUUCGCAAAAUGAAAUACCGGUUAGUUUACGCUCGAUUGUCUAUUGUAUUUCGGUUCACCAAGGUUCUCAUGAAGAAUUUCAAUUUUUAUGGAAACGUCUAGAACAUGAACUAACACCGAGUGCAACAAGGGCUCUACUCGAUGGAGUUGCUUGUACAAGAGAUCGAUCACAAAUCGUUUGGUUUCUUAAUCAACAUUUGAUAAACGAAUCUAUAAUUCGUGAACAAGAUAUGACACAUUCUAUUGGUAAUGUAGCUCGUUCACGAGAUGGUUAUCAAAUUGCUUGGAUAUGGAUUCAAGAAAAUUGGUCUAAAUUAUUUGCAAGAUGGGGAAAGAGUUAUUCUGGUUUAGAAAGUAUUAUCGACGAUGUAACUAAUCGAUUUGUAACUGUCCGACAACAAAAUGAAUUUAAAGCCUUUGCUGAUUUAAUCAUUGAUAAAGGUACUGUCUAUCGUCAAUUUCAACUUUCACAAGAUAAAAUCAAUGCAGCUAUCACUUGGAACACGGCAAAUAUCGCAUCAAUAACUGCAUUUCUUCGAUCGUUAGUUGAUUCGUCUACUCCCAUUCGAUAUUCCUCUUCAUUAUGA
This is a messenger RNA of Rotaria sp. Silwood1, 2568 nucleotides long. The record is from the annotation of a GenBank genome assembly. NCBI's taxonomy places the organism in Eukaryota, Metazoa, Rotifera, Eurotatoria, Philodinida, Philodinidae.